AGCGGAGUGGAGCAGUGCAGGCGGACUAACAUAUCCCACAAUCCUUUUUAGCCUGUCGAGAUUUUAAGAGAACAUCCGUGUUUAUAUUUUGUCUCAUAGAGGAACUGUUUUGCUCGUAGAAACAUCUUUUUUUAAAUGUUUUCUUUUUCGCUAACUAGUUUUUGAGUAGUUAGCUGGAGAGUUUGGGGAUAAGUCUUGUUUAUAAAGAUGGCUGAUCACUGGAACAGGGGACAUGGCGCUGUUGAUGAUAUGUUGGACGCAGAAAACAAACACAUAGCUGAGAACCUCGCAAGCAAAGUAUCCAGACUGAAGUCGCUGGCAUAUGAUAUUGACAAGGAGGCUGAAGAACAGAAUUCAUACUUGGAUGGCAUGGACUCGAAUUUUCUCAGUGCAACCGGACUGUUAACGGGCAGCGUGAAGAGGUUUUCCACGAUGGUCCGCUCUGGCCGAGAUAACCGCAAGAUCCUGUGCUACGUGUCAGUAGGCCUGGUCCUGAUGUUCUUUGUGCUUUACUAUCUAGUCAGAAGAAUACAGAACUGACAUGUCUGCAUUAUUUUUUGUACAACAUUUUCUCAGUUUUAUGAGAAAUAUAUUCAUUUCUGGGAAUUCAGUACUUCAUCUUCGUUUAUGUGAGGAAAUGUUUUCACAGAUCGCUCAUCUUCCAGGUGUAUUAAAGGUGAUUAGAACUGAAAGCUCCUUGGUGUGAAUCCUUUUUAUCCUGUACUGAGAUGCUUGCUAAUUACUAUAGUGAUGUAAUCAGGCUUUGAUUGCAAUAUAUUCCAUAAAUGAUGUAACGAAAUAAAGAUUUUAAAGAGAUUUUUUUUAAUUCUUGGAAAUCCUAAGGAAUGACAUAAGACUAUUUAAAAUAAUGUAAGAACUAAAUGCUUUAUAACUGAACUUUGUUUCUACUAAUUGUCUUGUAUGUAACUAAGUAUAGACAUACUGUAUCUGUAUUGUUUCUUAUUAUUAUUAUUCUUAAGGAUAUUUCUGAUGUUUUCUUCUGUAUAAUAAAAAAAAUUCACAUU
Messenger RNA from Ictalurus punctatus (channel catfish), 1025 nucleotides. It is a transcript of the gene bet1l, whose product is annotated as Bet1 golgi vesicular membrane trafficking protein-like. The record is from RefSeq and is marked provisional. Gene Ontology annotation, biological process: retrograde transport, endosome to Golgi; regulation of retrograde vesicle-mediated transport, Golgi to ER. Gene Ontology annotation, cellular component: Golgi trans cisterna; SNARE complex. NCBI's taxonomy places the organism in Eukaryota, Metazoa, Chordata, Actinopteri, Siluriformes, Ictaluridae. Gene Ontology annotation, molecular function: SNAP receptor activity.